Messenger RNA from Yamadazyma tenuis ATCC 10573, 2130 nucleotides. RefSeq names its product Ssy1p (gene SSY1). Gene Ontology annotation, cellular component: membrane. Gene Ontology annotation, biological process: amino acid transmembrane transport. NCBI's taxonomy places the organism in Eukaryota, Fungi, Ascomycota, Pichiomycetes, Serinales, Debaryomycetaceae. The record is from RefSeq and is a predicted model, not a curated record. Gene Ontology annotation, molecular function: amino acid transmembrane transporter activity.
AUGUCUUCAAAGAAUUCCUCCGUGUUUGGGUUGAGGAAUUUGGAUGACUUCAAUCGGUAUGUUAAGCUGACAGAACUUAACGAUUUAAUAUAUGAAAAGUACAGUGGCAAUCUUCUGACACAAGAUAACCUCCUUGAUAUCAUAAAGUCAAAGGACCUUGAGCAGAACUUUUACAUUGACAAUAAUGAUAUUGCCUUGACAACCAAUAACGAUGCCAGAUCCAGAAUUGGUACUAUCACUAAUAGUAGGCGAUGGUAUAACAUUGACUGGAAAGUUGGCCAAAAAGGAAAUGGUGAAGGAAAUAUUGCCAAAAGCUCAGACUUGUAUUUGGGUGACGAAUCUCCUGUUAGCACAUCUUCUGAGGAAGCUCUUCCCAGAACCAAUAGGUACUUGUCAAGAAAACUAAAAGUCCGGAACUUACAAAUGAUUUCUUUUGGCGGUACAUUAGGGGUGGGUUUAUUUUUGAAUAGUGGGAAAGCUAUCACCAUUGCUGGGGGCUUUGGGACGUUAUUGGCCUUUAUUAUUUGUGGAAUUAUAGUUUUGUCAACAAUCAUUUCAUUUUGUGAAAUGGUAACUUUUGUGUCUAUUGUUGAUGGAGUAUCAGGACUCUCAUCGAGAUUCGUGGACGAUGCGUUUGGAUUUGCAGUAGGAUGGCUAUACUUUCUAAGUUUUGCUUUUGGCUUGGCGGGUGAGAUGGUUGCCAGUGUCAUUAUGUUAACAUAUUAUCCCGAGCUAAAGAUAUUGGAGAAUAAGGGGUCUGUCGCUGGUUUCGUCGUAUUUUUCUUAUUAUCUGUUAUCAUUAGUAACUCCAUCAAUGUUCAAAUAUUUGGUGAGGUCGAGUAUAUUUCCAGUUUCAUUAAGUUGAUAUUUGUCUUGGUGAUGAUUGUUAUUAUGAUUGUCAUGAAUAGAGGUGGAUUUGGAGGUGAGGUAUUAGGAUUCAAGUAUUGGGAUCACCUGAGGUCCGAUUUCGAUAAUAACAUCAUAUUUGGAUUAUUCAGACCCUCUUUCAACCUUCAGGAUACGGGAAUGAGCGAUCCAUCCGAAGGUAUUGGUGGAAGCUUGGGAAAUUUCAUGUCUCUUAUGGUUGCUAUAUCGGUGGUUUCAUUUGCCUAUAGUGGAACAGAGAUAGUUUGUAUUGCUGCUUGUGAAGCCAAAGAUCCUAGAAAAGCUUUGCCAAGUGCCACUAAAAGGGUAUUCUGGAGGAUUGUCAUCUUCUACUGUUUAUCUGCAUUUGUCGUUUCAUUAAACUUGUAUGCUGGAGAUCCAAGAUUACUAAGAUAUUUCACAGGUCUGACUGGUGUAGCAUCGGCAGACUUUAACACCAAUUAUGCCAUUCAAUAUGUUGGUGGUACCCAUUGUGAUAGCAAAUCAGCUAUAUAUGCUGGAUAUUCUAGUGGAGCUCAAAGUCCUUGGAUUGUUGCUUUGCAAACCGCUAAUUUAUGUCAGUUUAGUUCGGUAGCUAACGGGUUUUUGGUGUUCUUUGCUGUUAGUUGUGGGAAUGCCCAAUUGUACGUGAGUUCUAGAACCAUGUACUCAUUGUCUUUACAAGGAAAAGCUCCCAAAUUUUUCAGUAUUUGCAACCGGCAUGGGAUUCCGUACUAUUCCGUUGCCUUCGCUGCUUCGUUUGGACUAUUGGCCUUCCUUUGUGUUUCGGAGGAAGCCACAGUGGUAUUUCUGAACUUGUCCAAUAUCAUAGCCAGCUCAGGGAUCAUUGUGUGGUUUGCAAUGUGUCUAUCAUUCAUUAGGUUCUACUAUGGUUUAAAAAAGAGACCUGAUAUCAUUAGCAGAGACGAUCCUUCCUAUCCAUAUAAGUCAUUUUUCCAGCCUUAUUCAGCCUUUAUCGGAUUAAUUGGUUCUGCCAUUAUUAUUUUGACUAUGGGAUACACGGUAUUCUUGAACAAAUACUGGGAUACGAUGUCUUUUUUUGCUAGUUAUGGUACAUUGAUUAUCUUUGCAGUCUGCUACAUUGUCUACAAAUUCAUCUAUGGGACAAGAAUUCGUAGUCUUGAAACAUUGGACUUUGACUCAGGUAGAAGAGAAAUGGAUAGGUUUAUCUGGGAUGGAAAUAAGGAUUAUAACAAAAGAAGUUUGAAGGAAGUGCUUCACAAAUGGGUUUCCUUCUUGGCAUAA